AUGCUGCAGGAGGAGGAAGAGGAGGAGGUCAGAGAGAGAGGAGGAGACCAGGAGGAGGAGGUCAGAGAGAGAGGAGGAGACCAGGAGGAGGAGGUCAGAGAGAGAGGAGGAGACCAGGAGGAGGUCAGAGAGAGAGGAGGAGACCAGGAGGAGGAGGUCAGAGAGAGAGGAGGAGACCAGGAGGAGGAGGAGGGAGAGAGAGAGAGAGAGCCAGGAGGAGAGAGAGAGAGGAGGAGACCAGGAGGAGGAGGUCAGAGAGAGGAGGAGACCAGGAGGAGGAGGUCAGAGAGAGAGGAGGAGACCAGGAGGAGGAGGUCAGAGAGAGAGAGAGGAGACCAGGAGGAGGAGGUCAGAGAGAGAGAGGGAGACCAGGAGGAGGAGGUCAGAGAGAGAGGAGGAGACCAGGAGGAGGAGGUCAGAGAGAGAGGAGGAGACCAGGAGGAGGAGGUCAGAGAGAGAGGAGGAGACCAGGAGGAGGAGGUCAGAGAGAGAGGAGGAGACCAGGAGGAGGAGGUCAGAGAGAGAGAGAGGAGACCAGGAGGAGGAGGUCAGAGAGAGAGGAGGAGACCAGGAGGAGGAGGUCAGAGAGAGAGAGGAGGAGACCAGGAGGAGGAGGUCAGAGAGAGAGAGGAGACCAGGAGGAGGAGGUCAGAGAGAGAGAGGAGGAGCCAGGAGGAGGAGGUCAGAGAGAGAGAGGAGGAGACCAGGAGGAGGAGGUCAGAGAGAGAGAGAGGAGACCAGGAGGAGGAGGUCAGAGAGAGAGAGGAGGAGACCAGGAGGAGGAGGUCAGAGAGAGAGAGGAGGAGACCAGGAGGAGGAGGUCAGAGAGAGAGGAGGAGACCAGGAGGAGGAGGUCAGAGAGAGAGGAGGAGACCAGGAGGAGGAGGUCAGAGAGAGAGAGGAGACCAGGAGGAGGAGGUCAGAGAGAGAGGAGGAGACAGGAGGAGGAGAGGAGGAGACCAGAGAGAGAGAGAGAGAGAGACCAGGAGGAGGAGGUCAGAGAGAGAGGAGGAGACCAGGAGGAGGAGGUCAGAGAGAGAGAGGAGGAGACCAGGAGGAGGAGGUCAGAGAGAGAGAGGAGGAGACCAGGAGGAGGAGGUGACUUUUUGGUUUGUGAGGUGGUUCGAUGUGGGGGGAGAGAGCGAUGAUGGGCUAGUGAGGAGCGAGCUGGAGCAGUUGUUGUGGUGGUUUAGGGCAGACGUGUGUCAGAGGUGA
Messenger RNA from Knipowitschia caucasica, 1215 nucleotides. The record is from the annotation of a GenBank genome assembly. NCBI's taxonomy places the organism in Eukaryota, Metazoa, Chordata, Actinopteri, Gobiiformes, Gobiidae.